Molecule: messenger RNA, 637 nt
Organism: Pyrenophora tritici-repentis Pt-1C-BFP
Lineage: Eukaryota; Fungi; Ascomycota; Dothideomycetes; Pleosporales; Pleosporaceae
Product: EthD domain containing protein
Molecular function (GO): oxidoreductase activity
Source: RefSeq, a predicted model, not a curated record
GCCAUUACCCACCCACGCCCUCAUCUUAUUGUUGUAUAUGACCUUAGUCAGAACAUUAUUACUCUGUUACCCACUCACCCCUCGCCAACAUGGUGCCCAAAACCUUCGAAGCAGGUUACGCGAACACCACAGGCUUCAAAAAGGUGGUCAAGGCCACCAUAUAUAUCAAAAAGAAGGAUGGCAUGUCGGAUGCUGAUUUCAUUGAUUACUAUAACAACAAUCAUGCCCAGCGCGCCAUUCCCAUCCUCCAGCGACAUGGCAUCAUCAGCUACAGUCUUACGUACCACCUAGAACGCGACAGGAAGGUGGUCCAAGACAUCAUGCAUGGCAAAGCAAAGCUUAUGGACUACGACGCCAUAUGUACUUUUGUUUUUCCCGACUACCUUGCGCUGGCCAAGUUCAUGUAUGACAAAGACGGUGCUGCUCUGAACGGAGACCAUGACAACUUCAUGGACGACAGCCAGAUGAAGAUGAUGGUCGGCGAUGAGUACAUGUUGAUAGAGAAUGGUGAAAAGGCCGGGUAAUGGAUUUGCCGUGGAACAUGGAAAGAGACAAAGUCUCUGUGGGGUAUCAUUGAACCGUACCGAUCGUACAAAUACAGACGAAGAAAUCAUGCCGUGUCUAUCUCCGGCCCUUA